Fusarium venenatum is the source of this 1284-nucleotide messenger RNA. The record is from RefSeq and is a predicted model, not a curated record. NCBI's taxonomy places the organism in Eukaryota, Fungi, Ascomycota, Sordariomycetes, Hypocreales, Nectriaceae.
AUGCAUACAGUUUACAUGGGCAAUACGACCAACAAGACACCAGAUCAUGUUUCUAUGACAAGGUGCUUUUGGGCAUGCUGGCUUACCAAAUGCGCCAGUCUGGAGAAUUCCCGAUUCGAGGGCGAUUGCUGGGCAUCUGUGGAAGGACUCCCAUUGCCCUCUGAUGAGGAUGACCCCUUUGCAACUGUGUCUUAUUGUCUUGAUAAGGAUGGGUCGCUUCGUGCACUAUCAGGCCCGGGAAAACAGUUGGGUUUUAACUCGGUCUUGGUAAUGGUUCAAGGGCUAUGGUGGGAGUCUCAACAGUUCGUUCGAUCAAUACACGCCAAGAAAGGCAGUCCCGCGCAAUGGGCUGCAACCUAUUGUUCUUUGGAUCAACGACUUCAAAGCCUUCCCUGCCAGCUAGGAGAGCACAGGCAACCUAUCUUGCUUCAACCAAUUAUUGAAACACCUUCAAGAGAGCGCAGCCGGACAUUCUCUCUCAGAUAUAUGUACGAGCUCUGUUUGCUUUACUUGUAUUCCUCAAUAGUUCCAGUCCUCUCUUGUCGCUGGCAAGAACCCGCGUUCUCCCGCUCCAUGCUGCAAUUGGCGGCUGAGCAAGCAUGGGAACAUUCCAAGACAAUGUCUUCAAUGACAGAACAAUACAUAUCGUCCAAGGCACCUAUAUCUAAGCUUUGGUCUAUCGUUGGGUAUGGCGCCUACGUUUGUGUUUCGGUCCAAUUACGUCGAUACCACGCCUUAGGUUCACUCACACAUCUGGAGCUCCAGGGACCUCUAACCAACUUUCGUCUCACAUCUGAGCUCUGUAAAUACUGGAGUCAUUUACGGCCAAUGUCUGAGGAUUUAGAACGUCAAUUCGCCGAGUCUAGAACUCUCGCCGGGUUACGCGAAGCGGAAAAAGACGCUGGACAACGACAGCUUAAUGCUGACUCGCUCACCGAACACCGAGACUCUGGUCACUCUCCGGCCCUGUCGAGCCAUAUCCGGAGUUAUGUUGUCUGCAACGACAAGAGAAGUAACGAAGUGGGAGACGGCAGUCACCUUUCUAGACCAAGUACGGUUACAAACCAAAGCGAAGGUGUUGUACCUGCAGAGCAACGAGACGUUUCUGCUGUAAUGGUUGGGCGAACAGGUGGACAUGUUAUAACAGAAGACCCUUCCGACACCGAUUGUGAAAUGGGAAUGAAUACAGUGUGGUGGGAUCAGAGUCCUGGAGUAUUAGGAGAGUUGUUUGGAAGUGAUUUUCUGAUGUUGAAUGAUAUGAGUAAUUACGCAUAUUUAAAUUAG